Chara braunii is the source of this 1722-nucleotide messenger RNA. The record is from the annotation of a GenBank genome assembly. NCBI's taxonomy places the organism in Eukaryota, Viridiplantae, Streptophyta, Charophyceae, Charales, Characeae.
CGGGUACUUCUAGUUCGUUGGGUACUCGUCAGUCUACAAGUCAAAUGGCGGGGUCGCAGUUCAGCCCGUUGACUCCUCCCGAAAGGGAGCUCAGGGAGCUCCAACAGGUCGAAAGGAUCCGUGAACGAUUAGAGAGGGAACUGAAACAAACUACCGACAGAGAAAGGGAGAUAAAAAAUAGAGCAGCCAGGCUUGAUACUUUAGAGGUUGACAAGGCUGAGUUAGAGGGCUUGGAUGAGUCAGAAUUGUCUGACCAGAUGAAAACACCGAAGAAGAAUAUGCUAUCGUUACAUGCGCACGUGGACAGCAGAUUAGACUUCAUGCAGAGCACUCUAGACCAGAUCCUGGAUGUAUUGACAAGGCCAGGAUUCAGGCCACUAGCACAAUCGUCGUUGCCGUUAUCGGCGAUGUCAGGCCCCUUUCCAGUUCAAGCUGGUACACAGCCAAGUGGCGAGAGAAAGGACGAAGAGCUCAACACUUGGUUGAGGACAGUCCCGGUUUGGGUGAAGGCCAAGAGGACCUUGCUGGAGGACGAAGUGGUUACUGUUGCAUCUUACCUCGAGGGUAAGGCAGCCAAGUGGCUAGAUGGUGUAGUUGUAAAGGCCGGGUACGGGCGACGCAUAGCGGACUGGGCUAAGUCUUUAACGUUAGACCAGUUCAUGGAGAUGGUAGAAGCUCGAUGGCAUAAUCCACAGGAGGCACAAAGAGCCACUGAUGCGAUUAACAAGUUAGACCAACGAAAAUUCAAGACGGUUAGAGACCUUACGACUACCGUGGAGAGCCUGAUCCUCGUUCCAGGCAUCAACUACAGUGACCAGUUCCUGUUAACUACGUUUGUUAGAUGUCUUCCAGAGAACAUCAGUAACUUGCUGGCUAGUGAGGCACGCAUCGAGUACCAUUCGUUUGACACAUUGUCUAGGAAAGCCUUUGAUUUGGAGGCCACUCUAGGCAAUGCUCAACCCUCUCAGAAUGACACGAAGAAGAAGAAGAGUCCUCAGGAGUGGAAGAAGAAGAGACAGAGUGUUUCCAUGGAUUUCAUGGACACCCUGGUGACUAGUAAGAGUGGCAAGAGGCACAUCUUCGUCAUCAUCGAUCGAUUCACCAAGUACGCUAGACUAGUGGCUAUGCCAGAGACCGCAARAACUGACWAUGUCAUCAAGUUGUUCAAGGACAACUGGGUGCGUGACUUUGGUUUACCAAAGUCAAUCGUUAGUGACCGAGAUGUCCGAUUCACAAGUGAGCUGUGGAAGAAGACUGCAGAACAGAUGGGCAGUCAACUUCAGAUGACUUCAGGGAAUCAUCCCGAAGCCAACGGACAAGCCGAGCAAAUGAACAGAGUUGUACAGCACUUGCUGAGGCAUUACAUCAAACCCAGCCAGGAUGAUUGGGAUGAGCAGUUCCCUCUCAUCGCCAGCCUGUACAACAAUGCUGUCCACAGUAGUACCGGCGUUAGUCCUAAUCAGCUACACUUGGGAUGGAAGCCUAGAUCAGCAUUAGACUUCCUCCUACCUGAAAACCGACCCGCUGCAACUCCAGGCACACUUGAGUAUGGUGUGCAGUAUGAGAAGUUGCUGCAAGAAGCUGUCGAGCACAUGAAGAAAGCUCAACAAGCAAUGAUUGCUUCUGAGAAUCAACACCGUAGACAGUCCACAUUUCAGGUAGGGGAACGUGUCUAGGUCAAGGCUAGUGAGUUAGGACAGGAAUUCGGAAUCUCUCGCAAAC